Macrosteles quadrilineatus (aster leafhopper) is the source of this 636-nucleotide messenger RNA. RefSeq lists its product as uncharacterized. Bases 1 to 636 code for a protein of 211 amino acids. Lineage: Eukaryota; Metazoa; Arthropoda; Insecta; Hemiptera; Cicadellidae. The record is from RefSeq and is a predicted model, not a curated record. The transcript has 3 exons.
AUGCAUCAAGGUAGCAUAGCCGUGCUGAUAUUCUUAAUUACCGGGGUACUCUCUGCUCCCACAGACAGUGUGGAUGAGUCUUCAAAAAAGAAAAUUGAAGAUGCAAUGCAUUCCAAUGAUAUACAAGAUUCAAUGUCUCCUUCAAAGAUCCCUGAAGAUUCUCUCACUAAAAAGAAUUCGGUUCAGCCAUUGGAAACCUCAAAUGAGAAAGGAGAUUCUACAAUAUUGAAGGAAACUGCUUUGAAACCAGUUCUCAAUGAUGAUAGUUCUAUUGUAAAGAAAACAAAUAGUGAUGUUGAGUCUGAAAUACCAGCAUCAAAGCAAGACGGAAAAAAUGAUAUUUCUGAAAGUGUAGACGUCCACAUCGACAAUGAAAUGCUGGAUAAACUCAAAGAACUUACUUUGAAAGCUGAAUCCAUUAAACCCAUUUCUCAGAAUGAGAACAAACCAACAACUCGUCUUGAAACACAGCUUCAUCAGCCUGCGGUGUCUCGGGUAAUAGGAAAUCUCAUUUACGAAGUGAUUCAGGCUCCUAUUUUUCUUCUUCGGGCAUUUAAGGACUUGGUUGGAAACAUGCUCGGAAUAAAGCAGUCAGCAAUCAAUGCAACUGUUUUGACGUCCUCUACUCCACAAUAG